Aureobasidium melanogenum CBS 110374 is the source of this 324-nucleotide messenger RNA. RefSeq names its product SOH1-domain-containing protein. The transcript is spliced from 3 exons. The record is from RefSeq and is a predicted model, not a curated record. Gene Ontology annotation, cellular component: core mediator complex; mediator complex. Gene Ontology annotation, biological process: regulation of transcription by RNA polymerase II. Gene Ontology annotation, molecular function: transcription coregulator activity. Lineage: Eukaryota; Fungi; Ascomycota; Dothideomycetes; Dothideales; Saccotheciaceae. Bases 1 to 324 code for a protein of 107 amino acids.
AUGGCCGACUCAAAUUACGGAGGAUAUACACGCUUCGAACUGGAGCUCGAGUUUGUCCAGUGCUUGUCCAACCCUCUCUAUCUCAAUCAUUUGGCAACACAGAAGCUACUGGAUGAUCCAGAGUUCAUUGCAUAUCUCUCCUAUCUCCAGUACUUUGCAGAACCGAAGUACAUCAAAUACUUGUCCUAUCCGGGUCCUACUAUCCGAGCACUCGAGCUCCUCCAGCAAGAGAGAUUCAGAAAGGAUAUUCUGAUCCCUGAAACCGUUGCCAGAAUGGCAGAGGAAGGCCUUCAAGCCAGCACCGAUGGUCUCCGCCGCGACUGA